AUGGCCAUAGUUGAAGAAAACAACUUCAUCGGGCUAUCCCUAUCCCAGCUAAUCCUAUCCAGCAACUCAAACACGCUCGACUCAAUCUUCUCCUACUGCCAUCAGCCUUCGAACCAUGUCCCACUCGGCACCUCCGUCUACCUGAGGCAGAGAGAUUUAUUAAUCCAGACACUCUCAACCCAAAACCAAUCCAUCACAAGAGGCCCAUUUCCGAGCCCAAUCCCAGCCCAGCAGCCUGGCCCAAUCACGCCGACCUAUUUCAGCCCAAGCAAGCGGAAGCUCUACCGUGGGGUCCGCCAGCGGCACUGGGGGAAAUGGGUGGCCGAGAUCAGGCUCCCCCAGAACCGGACCAGGGUCUGGCUCGGGACCUACGACUCGGCCGAGGCCGCUGCCUACGCGUACGACCGGGCGGCCUACAAGCUCCGUGGGGAGUACGCUCGGCUCAACUUCCCGAACCUGCGGGACCCAGCCCGGGUGGGGCUCGGGGACCCGGCCCGGGUUGAGGCCCUGAGGGACGCGGUGGAUGCCAAGAUUCAGGCCAUCUGCCAGAGGGUGAGGCGGGAGAGGAGGGCCCGACGGGCCGUGAAGCGGGCCGAGGGCGAAGAGGGGGCCCGGCCCGGGAUAGUUGUGGAAAAGACGGAUUCGCCCCUGGAGAGUGGGAGCAGUGGGUCGGAUGGCGGGGGAGGGAGCUCGCCGGAGGAGUCGUGGUGCUCGCUUGCUCGGCUGCCGUCGAUCGACCCGGAGUUGAUAUGGGAGGUUCUUGCUAAUUAG
Molecule: messenger RNA, 771 nt
Organism: Striga asiatica
Lineage: Eukaryota; Viridiplantae; Streptophyta; Magnoliopsida; Lamiales; Orobanchaceae
Source: the annotation of a GenBank genome assembly